Messenger RNA from Guillardia theta CCMP2712, 690 nucleotides. RefSeq lists its product as hypothetical. The transcript has 4 exons. Bases 1 to 690 code for a protein of 229 amino acids. The record is from RefSeq and is a predicted model, not a curated record. NCBI's taxonomy places the organism in Eukaryota, Cryptophyceae, Pyrenomonadales, Geminigeraceae.
AUGGAUUUCUUUCUCCUGGCCUGCACCGGAGAGAAAAACGUGUUCACGGUGCAGGAGUGUUGCACCCCCUCGUGGACCAGACCCUCCUGGAGCAGAAGCAAAUCAAACAGCACGACCCCUCGCUCAGCUGGGAGGCUGCUGAGCGCUGAGGUUCACGGUCCUCCAUCCCGCAUCGAGCUCUUCUGCGAGGACCACGAGGAGGAAGAGGGGGAGCUGCUUCCCUCCUCUCGCCGAUUGGCCCCGGUCGCUCUUAAACCUGCCACUCACGGAAAUCACCAGCAGGCUUUCCACCAGAACCUCUGGAGCUCCAAGGCGGCAGCAGAGCAACCGGAUCAUAAUGGGCCUGCUCUCGAUCGCAUCGAAUCUGAGUCCAUGCUCCUGCACCAGCUCCAGCCCAGCAACCCAACCACAGCUGAACCGACUCCGCGAUCUGUCAACUUCUCGAGGAACCACACGCCGAGGCAGACGCGUGAGGCGGCGGCCCAGCCCAGCAGGUCGGAGGCUUCGAGGGUGUCAAAGGCGCAGGACGUGAUCCUGAUCGAGUGCGACAUCGUGUCCCCUGCUUCAGCUCCCCCGACGCACAGGGGUCAUGAGGAGAGCCAGGGAGAGGAGAGCAACGAGAGGCAAGAGCAGGUUCCUUCGCAGAGCCCGAUGAAGCAGGAGGAUAGGGAGACGUUCCUGUGGGCUUGA